Messenger RNA from Lolium rigidum, 1527 nucleotides. RefSeq names its product GPN-loop GTPase QQT1-like. Gene Ontology annotation, molecular function: GTPase activity. The transcript has 12 exons. The coding region runs from base 262 to 1176 and encodes 304 amino acids. The record is from RefSeq and is a predicted model, not a curated record. NCBI's taxonomy places the organism in Eukaryota, Viridiplantae, Streptophyta, Magnoliopsida, Poales, Poaceae. Gene Ontology annotation, cellular component: cytoplasm.
CGGCGAUUCACCGGCGAAGGCAAGGGCGAGCGGACCGGCUCCACCUCUCCAGCCUCCAGGACUCCAACUCGCCCACGCCCAGCCCAGGAAUACCCACCACCAUUUUCCUGGAGCCGCCGUUGCCUAGGAUCGUCGUAGUCAUCGGGGAUGAGCGCCUCGAGCUUGUCAUAGUCAUAAUCAAUCCCGCUAGGGAGGGGGCCUUCACGAAUUUCACCAUCUGGAUUCUUCUAUGGUACCAGGAGGUAGUCAGGAGAAAGGAAGAUGGUGUUCGGACAGGUGGUGAUCGGGCCACCAGGCUGCGGCAAGACCACCUACUGCAACGGCAUGUCCCAGUUCCUCUCCCUCAUCGGAAGGAAAGUUUCAGUUAUCAAUCUCGACCCUGCGAACGAUGCAUUGCCAUAUGAAUGUGCCAUCAACAUUGAGGACCUCAUAAAACUUAGCGAUGUCAUGUCUGAGCAUUCGCUUGGUCCUAAUGGAGGGCUUGUGUAUUGUAUGGAUUACUUGGAGAAGAAUAUUGACUGGCUUGAAGAAAAGUUGAAACCUCUUAUUGAAGAUCACUAUCUGCUAUUUGAUUUCCCGGGGCAAGUGGAACUUUUCUCCCUUCACACGAAUGCAAGGAACAUCAUCAAUAAACUCAUCAAAAAGCUAAAUUUGCGGCUUACUGUUGUGCACCUUGUUGAUGCCCAUUUAUGUUGUGAUCCUGGGAAGUAUGUGAGUGCUUUGCUGCUUUCACUAUCAACAAUGUUACACUUGGAGCUAUCGCACAUCAAUGUUUUGUCAAAGAUUGACCUCAUUGAGAACUAUGGAAAUUUAGCGUUCAACCUUGACUUCUACACUGAUGUGCAAGACCUGUCCUAUUUGCAACACCAUCUUGAUCAAGAUCCUCUUUCUGCUAAGUACAGGAAACUUACGAAAGAGCUAUGUGAUGUGAUUGAUGAUUUUAGCUUAGUCAAUUUUACAACUUUGGACAUCCAGGACAAGGAAAGUGUGGGUAAUCUUGUGAAGUUGAUUGACAAGAGCAAUGGCUAUAUAUUUUCAACUAUAGACAGCAGUGCCGUUGAGUUUAGCAAAAUUGCAGCUGCACCUCUUGACUGGGAUUACUACAGAACAGCAGCAGUGCAGGAGAAGUACAUGAAAGACGACGAGGUCGUGGAGAAAACAAGCAGGAUGCAAUGAGGUCGAUGCUCGCUGAUGCCAGCUGCUAAUUAAACAUGUCACUGUGGCGUAUACAGAUGGCUCGUGUUUACUAUGACAAUGUGGAUUGCUUACACCCAGUUGUAGGUGUUAUUUGGAGUUUUUUUGCUAGUCUCUGUAUGUGUAGAGUUCUGCCAUCAUCUGUGAGGUGAAGAUGGUAUGCCGUGAAACUAUAUGUGAAUGAGUACUUGUUUCUCCUAACUUGCUGAUCUCUACUCUCUAGUAUGUAGGGCUAGUAAAAACUUCCAGUUCAGCAGUACCUGUACCUUCGUCAUGUAGCUGCACAGACCAAAUAUAACUCGGUCGUGUGUUGUAUGUUCCACAGCUCCAGCA